This is a messenger RNA of Drepanopeziza brunnea f. sp. 'multigermtubi' MB_m1, 1206 nucleotides long. The record is from RefSeq and is a predicted model, not a curated record. Lineage: Eukaryota; Fungi; Ascomycota; Leotiomycetes; Helotiales; Drepanopezizaceae.
AUGCGACUCUCACAGACUCCCCCGAGUCUUCUCUCGCUUCUCUUCUUGGCCCUUGCGCAAACCGACACGGCCGACGCAGGACCCUUUGCCAGAGACUUCCUCCAUGAUCUCGGCUUUGGAUUCUUGCAGCCGAGGGAAUGCGUCGCCUACUGCGGGACUGACAAUCAGUACUGCUGUACAGCGGGUCAGGCCUGCUAUACAAAUGCCGGCAUAGCGGGCUGCACAGCGACACCUCAUGCUCCCGUGCAAGGAGCUGGAGGAUUCGUAGUCUACACUACAACCUGGACCGAGACGGAUCUGGUCACCAAGACAUCAACAAUCAGCUACGGAUGGGCAGACCCUACGCCCCCAGCUUGGGUGCCGCCAGCCGUCAUAACCCCGGCUAUCUGCACCCCCAGCCUCGGCCAAUCCUCCUGCGGAGCCAUCUGCUGCGCUUCCGAUCAAAGAUGUGCACCCCAAGGAAACACAUGCACACCGUACUCCUCGACUUACACGGGAACACCGACCCUCUACUCGGCCCCUACUCGCCCCACCAGCGGCGACUUAACUGCAAUAUUGACCGCCUCGGUGACAGCAACCGUACCAUUCAUCCCCGCGGCCACCGCCAGCGGCAGCGCGUUCCCAAUAGCAUCUAAUAGCGACGAUGGCUUGAGCGCCGGCGCAAUCGUAGGAAUCGUCAUUGGAGUCAUAGCAGGCAUCAUCCUGCUUCUGCUCCUCUGCUUCUGCUGUUGCGUGAAGGCCGGACUUGACGGCGUCCUCGCCAUCUUCGGACUUGGCGGCAAGAGGAAGCGCAGAUCCACCGACCGCAUAACGGUCGAAGAGUACGGCCGCCGCCACUCCAGCGGCACCGCGGCUCGUCGAGACACGCACUCGAGCUGGUUCGGUGCCGGCCGCAGACCCGCGAAGGUCACGGAGAAGAGGAAGAAGGACAGCGGGCUCGGCGGCAUGGGAAUGGUCGGCGCCGGACUCCUGGGCCUGGCGGCCGUUCUCGGGCUGAAACGCAAGAACGACAGAAGGGAGAGUCGGAGUUCGAGGACGGACUACAGUAGUACCUACUACACCGAUUCCUACACGGGAACUAGCGCGAUGCAAGUUCAGACCGGAGAACGCGCGAGUCUCGGGGGACGAGAGGCACGAGAGGCACGAGAGGAACUCGCCGCUAAUCCCAGACGCAGCGAGCUAAAUGAAAGGGUGAAACAUAGAUGA